AUGUCUAGCCCCACAAUUCCUACCGCGGCUGAGGAUCCUACGCUUUACGCCAACCGCGAUGGCCAAGUCAUCAGCGCCUCGGUGACCCUGCUUGUUCUCCCAACUGUUUUCGUCGCUUUACGCGUCAUGUCACGAUACAUGUCUGGAGCUGGGUUUUGGUGGGAUGACAUGACUGUGGUACUUGGAAUGAUGCUCUCCUGGGGUCCGAAUAUAAUCAACAUUCUAGGCAUGAAGCACCACUCCUCCGUUACAAUAAGUAUUCUAUUCCAAUACCGAAUCUUCCCGAUCCUUUCGUUCCGGCGCAUCAUCAGUGCUUGCGGUGCCUUCGUGCUGGCAUUUGAGGUCGCAUCCACCGUCGUUUUCAUCCUCGAAUGUACACCUAUUCACGACUUUUGGGUCACUUUGGGCGGCUAUCUCGCCCCAGAGCUCGGCGGUCGAUGCAUCAAUCUUGUCAAAUUCCUGCUGGUAAAUGGCUCCAUCAAUACAGUUACGGAUUUUGCGCUCUUACUCACGGUGGGUGAUGGCUCUCCAGGGGAUCGUGGCGUUGCACUAAUGCGAGCAAAAGCCCUUGCCAAUACUCUGGCGUCUGAGAGCAAGCACGCUGCAGAAAUAUAUCCUGACCGGCAUCUUCAUCUCUGGUUUAGUCCCUCAAUAGCCGUAGUAUCCGCCUGUCUCCCCUCGCUACGCCCGCUCUUCGUCCGCGUUGUCUGGGGCCGCGCUCAGAGGCCUAUCGUCGAGCAAGACGACUACUUCGGCCCUUCCAACCAGUUAACCCCGACAUGGCGCAGCGGCAGCAAAGCACACGACCGAUGUUUCAACAGGCUGCCCGAUAGCGGGAAGGUCACGCUUGGCUCGUGGACCAAUAAUGUCGCUGUAUAUGGAGGCAAGGGAGUGCAAGAGACUGAAGAGGAGAUUUUGGAGCUGGGUAGUCCCCGGGAGGAUGAGAUGGAGACCCCGAUGAAUCGUAUCAGGGCGAAGACAACGGUUGUGCUCACGAUUAGUGAGAGGGUUGAUUGGCAGGAUGAUUUGUUCUGA
Molecule: messenger RNA, 1035 nt
Organism: Letharia lupina
Lineage: Eukaryota; Fungi; Ascomycota; Lecanoromycetes; Lecanorales; Parmeliaceae
Exons: 5
Coding region: 1-1035 (344 amino acids)
Source: RefSeq, a predicted model, not a curated record